Molecule: messenger RNA, 1319 nt
Organism: Trifolium pratense (red clover)
Lineage: Eukaryota; Viridiplantae; Streptophyta; Magnoliopsida; Fabales; Fabaceae
Product: vacuolar protein sorting-associated protein 2 homolog 3
Exons: 11
Coding region: 462-1100 (212 amino acids)
Biological process (GO): protein transport; endosome transport via multivesicular body sorting pathway; late endosome to vacuole transport
Cellular component (GO): multivesicular body; ESCRT III complex
Source: RefSeq, a predicted model, not a curated record
AUUAUAAAUUUUUUAAGAUAGUGUAUCAGAAAAUAUUAUAAUGGUACAAAUUUUUGUUAGUGGAAAUUUAUCUAUUAACAUAAAAAAAAUUGUUUUGUCAAUUUUUUUUAUCAACGAUAAAAACUAUAUUUUUUUUAAAACUUCCAGCGGAAUUCGCUGUAUCGAUCGGUAUUAAUUAAUUAAUUAAAAAUAAAACAAAAUGAAAAGAAAUUGCUUAAAGAAUCUGAGCUUAUCCCCUUAUACUUCACCUUCGUCGGAAAUUGUUUGUUUUUAGUUUUAAUCAUAAGUUAGGUUUUAUAAAUUUCGUUUUUUUUUUAAAACAACGCGGUUUCUACGAAUGUGUUUGUUGUUACUAUAAAAAAAAAAAAAGAGAUCAGAAAAGUAAAAGUGGUAGGAAAGUAACUAAAUUUUCAUCAUAGGAAGAGAAAGAUCCUUCGUCAUUGAAGAAGAUACAUAGCGCCAUGAACAUCUUCACCAAGAAACCCACCGCCAAAGAGGCUCUUCGCGAGAGUAAACGCGAAAUGACAAACGCCACUAGAGGUAUAGAGAGGGAAAUUGGAUCAUUACAAUUAGAAGAAAAGAAACUUGUUGCUGAGAUUAAGAGAACUGCUAAAACAGGAAAUGAGGGAGCGACUAAAAUUCUAGCACGUCAGUUGAUAAGGCUGAGGCAACAGAUUGCUAAUCUUCAAGGUAGUCGAGCUCAGAUGAGAGGCAUAGCAACUCACACACAGGCUAUGCACGCUCAUUCUUCUGUUGCUGUUGGAAUGAAAGGUGCUACUAAGGCAAUGGCAGCUAUGAAUAAGCAAAUGGAACCCGCAAAGCAAGCCAAAAUUAUGCAGGAAUUCCAGAAACAAUCGGCACAAAUGGAUAUGACUACUGAAAUGAUGUCAGAUGUCAUAGAUGAUGCCUUGGAUGAUGAUGAAGCUGAAGAGGAGACUGAAGAGCUCACAAAUCAAGUGCUUGAUGAAAUCGGUGUGGAUAUUGCCUCACAGUUAUCAGCAGCUCCCAAAGGAAGAGUCGCAACAAAAAAUACUGAAAAUGUCGGCAGCUCGGGCAUUGAUGACCUUGAGAAGCGUUUGGCGGCUCUGAGAAAUCCAUAAUUUUGGCUGUGGUUAUAUGGCUCUUGAUCUCAAUGAUUUAAACUAAAAUUCUUUCCUGAACUAUCUAGAGAUUUCAUAAGUUUUGUUUGUAUAUACAACCUUGAAAUUACUAUGACAAUUCUCAUAAAAGCUGUUGUUCAGGAUGGAAGGAAUACCACACGAUAGUAAGAUUGAACAUAGUGCAUGUCGAGAUAUAUCACUAUUUUUCGUUUUUAAGUA